AUGUCUUACAUAGAAAAUACAACAUUAAGUAGUUUAAAUACUACUUUAAAACAAGCUACAUUUUCAUCUUAUUCAAGUCCAUUAAAUUUUUUCUUUAAUCAUAUUUAUUUAUUAUUAUUAGUAAUUAUUGGAAGUAUUGGUAAUGGUUUUGUUAUUAUUGUUUUUGGUCAAAGAGCAUUACGUACAACAAUUGUAUCUGUUGGUUCGAAUAUGUCUGUUUAUCCAUUUUUAUUUUAUAUGGCCAUAUCGGAUACAAUAUAUUUAUUUAUUUUAUUCUGUUUAUGGCUAUCUAAUUAUAGAAAUAUUCUUCAUCGACCAAUAAUUUGUCAAUUAACAUUAUAUUUAACAUAUGUGUGCAAUUUUAUUAGUGCUUAUUAUACAGUAUCAUUUACUGCUCAACGUUUAUUUGCUGUUGUAAAACCAUUCCGUGUUUCUCAUGUGCUUUCAUGGUAUCGUUCUCGAUGUUUAGCAUUAUUAAUAAUCUUAAUUGCUUGCUUAAUUUAUUCAUAUUUACCAUUUCUUAUUGGAAUUGUUAAUGGACGUUGUUAUUCAUUAGAACAUCUACGUUGGAUAAAUGAAUUUAUGGAUAUUGUUGAUUGUAUUAUAGUUUUUCUUAUACCAUAUAUUGUAAUUAUUGUAAUGAAUACAAUUAUAUUAAUAUCAUUAAGACGUAUGAAACAAACAGAACAUGAAUUUUUAUUUCAAAAUCAUUCGCAUUUAAAUAAAAUACGUGAAAUAACACGUCGUAAUGCAUCACGUAAAAUGACAAAAUUAUUAUUAACUGUUUCAACAUCAUAUUUAAUUAUAUGUGCACCAUAUGCAUGUAUACAUACAUGGCGUUUAUUAUAUGGAGAUGAAAAAUUUCAAACAAAAUUAAUAAGACAAUUAGAAUAUUAUUUUCAUUUAAUUUAUCAAAUAUCAUUUGCAAUAAAUUUUUAUAUUUAUAUUCUAUUUGAUUCAAAAUUUCGACGUGAAUUAAAACGUUUUUUUAUGAAAUGUAAAAGACAUAUUCAUCAUUAUUUUCGACGUCGAAGUUCAUAUGAACAUGAAGAUUCAAAUAUUCAAAAUAAUUCAUCAACUUUUGAACAUUUUCAAUUAAUGGGUCGAACUUCACCAUGUACAACUUUAACAACAAGUGGUUUUACAUUUGGAUAUAAAUGCAAACAGAACAAAACAUUUUCUUCAGGAUCAUAA
Messenger RNA from Rotaria sp. Silwood2, 1194 nucleotides. The record is from the annotation of a GenBank genome assembly. NCBI's taxonomy places the organism in Eukaryota, Metazoa, Rotifera, Eurotatoria, Philodinida, Philodinidae.